Cinara cedri is the source of this 316-nucleotide messenger RNA. Lineage: Eukaryota; Metazoa; Arthropoda; Insecta; Hemiptera; Aphididae. The record is from the annotation of a GenBank genome assembly.
AUGUUCUUCGUGAGUAAAAUUGUUGAGGGCUGAAAAUAAAACUGUAUAUACAAUCGAUUGACGAAGAAAAAAAAAACCGUUAAUAUGAUUUUUAGUACACCCCAACGUAAAAUUGUUUAUAAAUCACGGGGGAAUUUCGGAAGUGUACGAGGCCGUCGACGUCGGUGUCCCAGUUCUCGGAUUCCCUCUUUUUUACGAACAGCCGAGAAACGUGGGCAACUUGGUCGACGCAGGAAAGACGUUGUCUAUGGACCUGUUGACGGUCAAUAAAAAUGAUUUUUUGGAAAAAAAUCAACGAGAUCAUCGAAGACGAUAA